AUGGCCAUGACGCCGAGCGGCAAGAUGGACCGACGUCGUGCGGGUUCCAACUACUUUCAACUGGACGCCGACCGUAAACGUAACACGUCGGCUAAUCGGAGUCAUUUGAAUCAAGGCGAUGGACGCGGCACGUUCAAUGAACGUCUUAGUAUGAUGGAUGUAGUACCUCCUAACACCCAAGGAGGCAACCAGAUGCGCGGUGGAGGCCUGGAAGGAGACUUUGCAGAUGAAAUGUCUGUAGACUUUUGCUGUGAAGUCUUGUAUAACAAAUUCGGCUUUCAAUCGGGCUCUGUAGACAACCAGAGAGAGCACGUGCUACUAUUACUAGCAAACUCCAAGGCACGAGCAAGACCUCAAGAUCCUCCUGGUCACCACGUCGUGACGCUUCACAAGAAACUCUUGAGCAACUACACCGAGUGGUGUCAGUUCCUGGGUGUCUCUAGCAUUACAUAUACGGGACAAGCCCAGGGAGAUCUCAAAAGUCCUCUUCAUAUGGACAUUUUACUCUUCCUGCUGCUCUGGGGAGAGGCAGGUAACAUGAGACAUAUGCCUGAGUGUUUAUGUUAUCUCUACCAUCAGUCGCUGAGUAUGCUGAACCAGGAUUUCCUUGGAGAGCAGAAAGUAUCGGAAGGCUGGUACUUGAGACAAGUGGUGCGUCCGAUCUGGAAAGAGGCGAGUAAUAUGCAGAGAAAAAACAGUCUCGGCAAGAACUUGGAACAUACCCAAGUACGCAAUUACGAUGAUAUUAACGAGUACUUUUGGAAAAAGUAUUGUUUGAACGUUGACAUUACGCAAAUUGGUGAAGAACUGACCAAGAAACAUACCAAGACGUACUACGAACAUCGUAGUAUCUUCACACUCGUGCUGAACUAUUAUCGAAUCUUCCAGUUUAAUAUGAUGUUCAUGAUGGUGCUCAUGGCCAUCGGCUUCAUUUCGGCCGUCUCACCCAGUGGCGGACAGCAGUGGUUCGCCCAGUUUGGAUCCAUGGGAGAAGUGGUGGAACCCUACCAGCAGCAAGACGUUAAGCUCACGUACGUGGGCAUUGUGUUUUCACUCUCAUCGAUGGGAUUUUGCAAGACUGUUCUUGAAGCGUGCCACGGCUGGCACUUGCUUACUGCUAAUGAGUCGUCCGAAACAUCAUCACGUUCAUUCAAUUACGGUGGUGCGCUAGUGGUGCGUAUGCUCUGGAAUGGUACAUUUGCAGGCAUUUUCGGCUUGAUGAUCUACACCCCACUGAUCACGGAGAAAAACACAGAGCUGCUGGACAAGGCUGCGCAGGCGGCUGGUAUCUACAUUUUACCGGGUUUGUUGGUCAUUCUUGUGCAAGCCUUUUCCCCGUCGACGGUUACCAAUAGCUUCGCAGCCAAGUUCAUUCGUGAGGGUGAAAGCUGCUACGUUGGACGUAACAUGGCGCCACCUUUGAGCUACCAGCUGAAGUAUAUCACCUUUUGGUUGAUUCUGUGGUCGCUGAAGGCGUUUGUGUCAUACUUCAUCCUGGUCCGUCCACUGGUUCUUCCGUCGCUCGCCAUCUACGAGAUGAAGCUUGAGUACGGUAGCAACGUGAUUUCGUUCCACAACUUCGGUGUUAUUGCUGCGUUGUGGUUGCCAGUGAUUUUCAUCUUCAACUACGAUACCCAGAUUUACUUUACCGUGUUUCAAGCUUCGCUUGGUGGCAUUCAAGGUCUGCUUAUGAAAACUGGUGAAAUUCACGGCAUCAAGGAGAUCACGAAGGCUUUCCGUGUAGCUCCUCAGCUCUUCGAUCAAAAGGUAGUGACCAACCUCGCUCGCUCAAACGACGCUGCUGCCGACGGCUCUGCUGCUGCGUACCAGUCGCAGAUGAUGCUGCGUUUCGUGGUCGUUUGGAAUGAGAUUGUAAACUCGUUCCGCGAGGGAGACCUCGUGGAUGAUAAAGAGGCUGCCAUUCUGCAGUACGACAUUCAGAGCUCUGGCGAUGUAUUCGAGCCAGUGUUCCUUUCCGCUGGUAAACUCGUGGAAGCUCUUGAAUACACGGUGAAGCUUGGCAAGGAAGGCAAGGGUGAUUCGCAGCUCCAGGUGUACAUGGUACAGAAGGAUUGUCUGUCAGCUGUGCGUAGCUUCUUUACAGCUAGUAUGUACGUGAUGGAGGCUCUUCUGGGCAGUGAUGAUGCGGACAUCCUUGAUGCUCUUCGCCAAAUGGAGACGAUUGCUGCAAACGGUAGCUUUAUGAGCACGUUUGACGCAAAGAGUCUGGUGCAGCUUCGUACUGUGUCAAUGGAGUUUUUGGAGGCUGUGAUGGAUCUUCCAGACCCAGACGCUCAGUCGCACUUGACGACGUCUAGGGUGCACAGGAUGGGCGUUAUUCGUAACUUUGUGACAAAGAUGGAGAACCUGCUUAACGCCAUUCGAAUCUUUGCGAACCGCCCCGAGCUUGCUGCCAAGUUCAGCAACUCUAAGUUUUGCUCGAGCGCAAACGGCUACGUGUUUGCGGCGCGUGGUCUGGUGAAUCUGUUCCAUAAUGAUACAGCCAUGGGUGCUGCGACCCGCGCGUACCUACUGAUGUCGCUUGAAAAAGCUGAUGCUAUGCCACGCGUUCCUGAGGCUCAGCGUCGUCUUGGUUUUUUCAUGAAGUCGCUUUUGAUGGACAUUCCGCAGCUUACGUCGGUGAAGGAGAUGCACUCGUUUUCUGUGGUUACGCCUUUCUAUAGUGAAAGUGUGCUGAUUUCUCUGUCAGAGCUGAAUGACCCGCUAGUGAACCACCCGGUCUUCCAAAAGGUUGAAGAGAAGGGCAAGAACAUUACGAUUUUGAAGUACCUCAUCACUAUUCAUCCCGAGGAAUGGGAGAACUUUUUGGAGCGUAUUGAUGUGGGUACCGCAGAUGAAGCGCAUGCAAAUUAUCCGCUGGAGCUUCGUUUGUGGGCCUCGUACCGUGGCCAGACACUGGCGCGUACUGUUCAGGGUAUGAUGCUUUACGAGGACGCAAUCAAGAUUCUACACUGGUUAGAGAUUGGGUCGAGCCCUGGCAAGUCGGCUGAGCAAAAGCAGGCUCAGCUGGAGGACAUGGUACGCUUGAAGUUUUCGUACAUCUGUGCUUGUCAAGUGUACGGUAAACAUCGCGCGGAGAAUAAGCCCCAAGCUGAUGACAUCGAUUAUUUGCUUAAGACAUACCCGAACUUGCGUGUGGCGUAUGUGGAUACUAUUCCGAUCGAAGGAGGCAAACAAUACGACACAGUGCUCAUCAAAAGCGAAGGAAACGAGAUUGCGGAAGUGUACCGGUACGAAUUGCCAGGUGAUCCAAUUAUUGGCGAAGGUAAACCUGAAAACCAGAACAACGCUCUUCCGUUUACGCGUGGCGAGUAUCUCCAGACUAUUGAUAUGAACCAGCAGCACUAUUUUGAAGAGUGUCUGAAGAUGCCGCAGCUGUUAGUGACCGCUGACCUACAUCCUUCGAAGAAACCGGUAUCGAUUAUCGGUAUGCGUGAGCACAUUUUCACGGGUAAUGCUUCGUCGCUGUCGAAGUUCAAGUCGUGGCAGGAACUGGUGUUUGUGACGCUCUCUCAGCGUGUGCUGGCUGAACCGCUUUACGUCCGUAUGCACUACGGUCACCCUGAUAUUUUUGACAAGGUCAUUGCGAUGCCUCGCGGUGGUGUGUCCAAGGCUAGUAAGGGCAUUAAUUUGUCCGAGGAUGUGUUUGCUGGUUUUAACUCAACGCUUCGUGGUGGUGUGGUAACGCACGUAGAAUUUAUGCAGUGUGGUAAGGGUCGUGAUGUGGCUCUUUCGCAGAUUUCGAUGUUCGAGGGCAAGCUAGCCAACGGUGCUGGUGAAACAUCUCUCGCCCGCGAGGCCCACCGCAUGGGCCAAUUUAUGGAUUUUUUCCGUCUAAACUCGAUGUACUACUCGCACACGGGUUUCUACUUUGCCACAUGGAUGACGAUUGUGACGACAUUCGUGUACAUGUACUGCAAGGUGUACCUGGUCUUGGCUGGUGUCCAGCAGCAGAUUGUGUACGACAUGAACUCGACUGCUGUGAUUACGGAAAACAUUGCUAAUAACUUCGAUGAGCGUGUAUUUAAGGACUUGAGUGCUGUUCUCAACACUCAGUUUUACAUCCAAGCCGGUUUCUUUCUGAUGCUACCGCUGAUGUGUGUGUACUUCGGUGAAGGUGGUCUUGUCCGCGGUAUGACGCGUUUUUUCGAUAUGAUCAUCACGCUUGGUCCUGCUUUUUUCGUGUUCCAAGUCGGUACGACGAUGCACUACUUCGACAACAACAUUGUGCACGGUGGUGCCAAGUACCAGGCCACGGGUCGUGGUUUUAAGAUUUCACGUGAAACAUUGGUGCUACUGUAUAAAGCGUACGCAAGUUCACAUUACCGGAAAGCAUGGGAGCUAAUGGGUUUGUGUCUUGUGUACGGAGUGUUUGGUAAUUUUUACAUCUGUCGGACGGAUGCGGCCGCAAAUGAUAACACUUUUGCGUCCGAUUACUGUGAAACUGCUCAGGCUUACGGUGUGCAGACGUUCUCAGUGUGGUUCAUUUCCAUUCUGUGGGUGGUUGGUCCGUUUUUGUUCAACAGUGACGGUCUUGAUUUAAAAAAGACCAAGGUGGAUGUUCAACAGUGGUGCAUGUGGAUGUUUGCCGAGGAGGACUAUAAGGACGAUGAUCCGGCGAACAAGGGUGGCUGGGUAGGGUGGUGGAAGGGAGAUUUGGAGCAGCUUCACGGCUCGAACAUGAUUUCGCGUGUUACCGUUGUUCUUCGUGAAUGCCGACACUUCCUGUUGAUGUUUUACGUGGCCACACUUGAAACAUCCGAUGUGAUGUACGUUGCGUACUCGUUCGGCGCCGCUGUAGCCACGGUAAUCCUGAUGAAUGUUUUCCACAGUCUUGGCAAGGGCAUGCGGUCUAUGAGUCCGGCCACUCGUGCAGUACUCUAUCUCGUCACUCUAGUGAUCGUGAACGCUGUAUACUUCCUUGUCACUUGGAUCAUUAUGAAGUGGACCUUUCAAUACGCUAUUUCACUAUGGUUUGCAUAUGUGGCUGCUCUUUACGGCAUCAACGAAUGCUUUCGCAUGUGGAGUUUCCCACACUCUUCCAUCGCUGGCAUUGCGGUGUUUCAACAGCUACAGUUUCUGUUCGACUUUAUUUUCUGCAUGGGUAUGAUUAUUCCGCUGGUGGUCAUGUCGUGCAUUCCAUUUUUGAACAUUAUCCAGACGCGUAUGAUGUACAAUGAAGGGUUUUCAAAGGUCAUGUCUGCAUCAUCGCAGUACGCUUUCUCGCUGGCGGCCUUUAUGGGCGUUUUGGGUGGUAUUGGCGUUGGCUGGCUCUUCAACCUGCUGUCAACGCUAGAGCAGUCAGCCAGUUUUGCAAGUUACGUGGUUACGUACGAUGACGUGCUCAGUGGUGAUGUCGGCGACGGCACGACUACUUUUUUGCUGUACGGUUCGUGUGUGGUGGGCACGAUCAUCGCUGGUUUCUUGAAUUUCUUCCUCGGCCGUCGUCUGGCCAUCGUUGCUGGUGGUCUCUUUAGCACGCUGGGUAUGGUAGCUGUGAGUGCUAACGAUGACCUUCGUUCGGCUCUGCUGAUGCCUGGUAUCGGCUUGCUUGGCGCUUCUUGCGGUAUUCUGCUACCUUCUUUGGCUAUCUACAUUUACGAGAUCUCCACGAAAGAAAUGCGUGGCAAGGCCAUUUUGCUACUGGGUUUAGGAUUUGUUGCUGGUAGCUUGCUGGGCGGUAUUUGUGCAACCGUAAACCAGUUGGGAUGGAUCUGGCAAGCAUUUGCAGCUUGCAUUGUCAUCGCGUUAGUCACGCCAGUGGUGAACGUGUUUCCGGAAAGCCCCUACUGGGUGCUAGAUCGUAAAGGCUGGGAUGCGUGCGAAGCCUGCCUGGUCAUUCUGCGACGAAAGCCUGCUGUGCAAGAGGAGCUCAAGAUCAUGCGUGAAGAGGAGACUCCUGAUGAGGCUGGUGCAGGCGCUUUUAAGUUCUUGAUUGGCUUUUCCCUGAUGCUAGUAUCAUCCCUGACCACAGGCUUCCUCAACGCCUUCAUCAGCUACAAGGGAGCUAAUCAGUACACUGACCAAGAUCAGUUGUAUGUAAAUGCCACGGCAUUGCAGAUUUCAGGUGUCGUGAUUGCCUUCUUUUUCAUCGACAAGCUGGAUCACAAGUCUAUUUUGUUCGGAACGCUCAUCCCAGUAGCCAUCUGUGCGAGUGUGCUGGGUUUCAACGAGACGUCAAACUUUCUUGGCAAACCGGAUGGCUCUGGCUUGUACACUAGUCUGAUCGUGAUGCUCAUGUACUUCUUUCUGGGGCUGGGCACGAGUUCUGCACUGUGGUCGGCCUGCGUCGGCAUGUUCAAAACGCGCGGUCGUGCCUCGUCUACGACGAUGCUAUUUGGCAUCUUUUUCGUAGCGGACGUGGGUUACGCCUACAUGCACGCGGACGACGCGUUCGCGGCGAAAGAGUACAUUUAUCUGUACGCAACCGCAGGCGUUAGCGUUGCUGCGCUGGUGCUACUGCUGGGUGCAGGUACCUUGAAGAACGGCGUCAUCUGCACCAAGUCGGAAGCUCAGCGUGAACGUGAUCGCAUCGCUCGCAUGCGUGCCGAGCGCGGAAGUCGUAACACGCGAACGCCCGGUAAUGCUCGACAGCGGAAUCUCAGUCGCGCGCGCUCCAAGUCCAAUGUAAGUAAUCAACGGACCAACGCAAUGCCCGUCGGCUACCAGAUGUACGAUACACCCGCAAAUGCCGUACCACCGCUCAUGCACACGCGUGCUUAG
Molecule: messenger RNA, 6744 nt
Organism: Peronospora farinosa
Lineage: Eukaryota; Oomycota; Peronosporomycetes; Peronosporales; Peronosporaceae
Source: the annotation of a GenBank genome assembly